Molecule: messenger RNA, 4345 nt
Organism: Pangasianodon hypophthalmus (striped catfish)
Lineage: Eukaryota; Metazoa; Chordata; Actinopteri; Siluriformes; Pangasiidae
Gene: wee1
Product: WEE1 G2 checkpoint kinase
Exons: 10
Coding region: 1398-3245 (615 amino acids)
Biological process (GO): mitotic cell cycle; protein phosphorylation
Cellular component (GO): nucleus
Molecular function (GO): ATP binding; magnesium ion binding; non-membrane spanning protein tyrosine kinase activity
Source: RefSeq, a predicted model, not a curated record
GCACAGCAGUGGCGCUGACAUGGUAGUGUUUGUGCGUGUGCUGCUGUUACAAGUGUAUCUGGUGCAACAGCUUUGCUGGAAUGUUUAAAAAAAAACUGUCACUGCUGGGUUGAAAAAAGUCCAUCAUCAGACAGCAACCAAUACACUGCAUGGGCAUAGAUGAACUAUGAUCUCAGCACCAGCAAUUACAGGUUUAUCUUCAGCACAGGUUACCAACUCUGGUCCUAGAGUACUCCCUGUCCUUCAACUCAGCAAGGGCUAAGCAAAGGAGAACACUCCAGCACCAGGUUUGGGGACCUGUGAAUUAGCUAGAUCAGCCAUGUGGGUUUCGAUGUGUGCCCGAAAAAACGAAAACAGUCUGAAGCUAUAUAUAUAUAUAUUUUUUUAACCAAACAUACAGACCUGUUUUAAACGACCUUUUGUUUUAUCAACGAGCAAUUAUAAGGUUGCAGAUGUAUUACAUUAAUUGCUACUUUUUAACUAAGUGAAAUUUUGUGAAAGUGAAAAGUAUGAACCCAAACUGAAAUUUCCAUUACAAAGUCGGGCCUGUGAUCAACUGAAAGGAAUGAGAUUAGAGAGAUCAAAGCGCGGACUAGCGAGUCGGGACUAGCGCCAUCUCCGGCCAGGUUGCAAAAAGCACCCGCGAUGACGUCGACGUUCUGGAGCCGCCCAUCAUUCAAACUUGGAGGUGCGCUCUGAUUGGUCGGCGGUGAGUCAUUUGACCAACGGUCGCGGGAAGACUUUGACCACGCUUGUUGUAGGUGGGAGGAGUAGUUCCAGGAGUUCGCCAUUCAAACUACUUUCGUAAACAAAAUUGUCUUUAAUCGGUAUAAUUUUGAAGGCUUUGCGUUUUGUUGGUUUUUGAUUUUUAUCUUUUAACGUCGCACUGUCUUUCGUGAACAUCAGAUUUCGUCUUUAGUGCACUGACUUAUCUGGGGACUUGGGAGACUCGGAGGAGAAGAAGCCAUUUUUUUUUCAAACUUGGCCGCUUUGGUGCUUCGUGGUAACAAGUCAACUUAUUAGUCGGUAAGAGCUUGUCUAACUCGGUUGUGUGGAUAUUGGAGUUGCCUUUGGACUAUAUUGUCGCCAGUCAAACGGCGGAAGACAAGCGGGACUGCUAUUUUAUUAAAGUGACAAGUCUAAGGGAAGUUGUGUUUAGCAGAGUGGCUAGCUGGUUCUAGGCGUCGUUUCGUCUCUACGGGGAGCUCAGAGUCUCCCGUUAGCUAAAGUUAAGUAGUUCGUGUUUGCUAGAUGUGCUUAGCUUCUUAAAUUUCUUUUCUUUAGCCAUUUGACUUGGUUAAUUUAUUGAGAAUAACGUUAGCGUAAUUUUACGCCAGCGUCUGCGUCUUUAGUGGGUUUGUAUAACUCUCAGUAGAGAGUUUCUGCUGGCCGAGAAAAUGAGUUUCGGCUGCCGACGGCACGCAGACUUUUCUCCAAACCUUCGACCAAUUCGCCAGAAAUUGCAGUUUUCAACCAGCGAUGGCGAAGAGGACAGUAUUGAGGAGGCCAACAGCAGCACCGGGGCUGAGUCCGGCUUUACCGAGCUGGAUUCUCCGGUAUCCCUGCGGCGAAACAGCACGGAUAAGAGACCCGACGAGCUGAACAGCAGCCCUCUGAGCCGCACCAGAGAAGACGACGACGCCGAGUCCUGGGACGAGGAAGGCUUCGGCUCUCCGUCUCAGCUCAAAAUGAACUUUUGUAGGAAAAACUCUCCGUCGCCGAGAAAAAGUCCUCGCGCUUACGACAGCUCACCGGAGAGGCCGUGCAUUCAGGACGAUGUGGAGGGCUCGAGCUCUCCCGUUCCUGACUGUCCUGAUACACCACCCCAUAAAACCUUCAGAAAACUGCGGCUGUUCGAUACUCCACACACCCCGAAGAGUUUGCUCUCCAGAGCCAGGACUUCAGCCUCGUCGAGCAGAAGAGUGGCGCUUUUUAAGAAUGUGGAUUCCAAAGGAAAGGCGAGUCUCGACGGAAGGCGAAACCAAACACCUCUGGUCAACAUUAACCCCUUCACCCCCGACUCAGUGGUCGUCCAGUCAUCAACUCAACAAAGAAACAAUAGAAAGCGCUCUCACUGGAAUGACUCCUGUGGAGAGGAUAUGGAGGCGAGCGAUGCUGAGACUGAGGAGGAGAUUAUUCCACCUUCAAAGAGAAUUACAAUGAUGGAGAGUAACAUGAUGUCCAGAUAUGCAUCAGAGUUCCAUGAACUAGAGAAGAUUGGUUCUGGACAGUUUGGCUCAGUGUACAAAUGUGUGAAAAGACUAGAUGGCUGCAUCUAUGCAAUCAAGCGUUCCAAGAAGCCUUUGGCAGGAUCUGUGGAUGAGCAAAAUGCACUUCGUGAGGUCUAUGCACAUGCAGUUCUUGGACAGCACCCUCAUGUGGUCAGAUAUUAUUCUGCUUGGGCCGAGGACGACCACAUGCUGAUCCAGAAUGAGUACUGCAAUGGCGGCACCUUGUCUGAUGUUAUUGCAGAGAACUACAGACGUAUGCACUUUCUGUCUGAGCUGGAACUGAAGGACUUGUUGCUGCAAGUCUCCCGCGGGCUCAAGUACAUCCACUCAACAGCGCUUGUGCACAUGGACAUUAAGCCAAGUAACAUAUUUAUUUCAAGGAAGUCUGCAGUGAGCGUUGAGGAGUUUGAAGAUGAGGAGGAUGGACCCAGCACUAAUGUGAUAUACAAAAUCGGUGACCUAGGCCAUGUGACCAGGGUGACCAAUCCACAAGUUGAGGAGGGUGACAGUAGAUACCUGGCUAAUGAGGUUCUUCAGGAGGACUAUAGUAACCUGACGAAGGCAGAUAUCUUUGCUUUGGCUCUGACUGUUGUCAGUGCAUCUGGGGCUGAGCCUCUGCCAACCAAUGGGGAACAAUGGCACAAAAUCCGACAGGGAAUCCUACCCCAUAUCCCACAAGUGCUCUCUCAAGAAUUUUUAAGCCUAUUAAAGCUUAUGAUUCAUCCUGACCCCACACGCCGGCCAUCGACCUCUGACCUCAUCAAGCACCCUGUUCUGCUGACCGCCUCCAGGAUGAAUGCUGAUCAGUUGCGUGUGGAACUUAAUGCAGAGAGAUUCAAGAAUGCCCUGCUCCAAAAGGAGCUGAAAAAAGCCCAGCUUGCCAAAGCUGCAGCAGAGGAGAGAGUUCUGUCCACAGACAGAGUCCUGACACGUUCCACAAUCCAGUCUAGUUCCAGAAGCUCUCGGCUUAUUGGGAAAAAGAUGAAUCGCUCUCUCAGCCUCACCAUUUACUGAACUGAAAUUAAAUAAAUUUGACAGAGAAGAGUGUCCCUCCAUUGGGAGGAACAUUGAUGCUGUAUCACAGAUUUCACAUGGAUGCUCUUUUGUCUAUUACUGGUUGGACAGCUUGCAUUGUCUCAUGACUGUUUGUGCUUACACUGUUCUGAUACAAGCGAGAUGGUUUUGAAUGGAAGAAAACCAUACUUUUCAUAGUAAUUGAAAAUCUCAGUUAAACAUCUCUGUCAGUUUGUACUGGCCAUAGACUGCUUUUUAUUGCAUGGUCAAGUUCCCUUUGCAGAAUUUCAGUUUUGCAUAUUUCUUCUGUAGAUAUUUCUUAAGGUAGAGAACUUCCUUAUUGUUUUGUUUUCCUUAUCUCUUCUCCAACUUUCACAGAGGAAGGUCUGCUUGUUGGUCAUGGGGUAACUAUGAACCUCUAUAGAGACCUCAUGUGUGAAUGUUCCAGAUCUGAGACUUGUGCACCUUACUGCCUGUAAAAUGCCUUAUGUCGAGCAAUGAAGGUUGGGCCCUAUGUGUCGAUUACCAUUAAACUGAGCACUUUGGAGGCAAUGGGGAGCUCGCCAGAAAGCCUGCUGCUAUUCAUGUUUGUCCAUUUCCAGUUGUGGUUGGAAUAUUUGAUAUACAUUUUUAUCAUUAUUCUUUUUCCCCCUGCCUUAAUCAUUGAUCUCUUUUGCUAUACAGACUUUUCAAUAUAAUUUCCUUUCAGGUUAUGUAGAGUUCUUUACAGAAAUCACAUGUAUGCAUUUGGUUUUUCAUUUAGAAAUGGUGUUGAAUUGAUCAUGUGUACAUGGGAUUUGGUUACAUUUAGAAACUGCAACUUAAGCUAAAUUCAUAUCACCAGUUGAAAUAUUUGCUUAGACUGAAAUCAAAAGACUUCCACUUCAGCCUCAGUCCUGUUUGUAGCAUUAAAACAAUUGCAAAAAAAACCCUUUUUUAGCUUUACGUUAUCAGUUAACAAGCCAUCAUCCUAUUUGUCUGUAUUGCCACUGUACUAUUUUUAGGGUACUCUUUGGUUUCCCUCUUAGAUCUUGUACCAUAGAACAUCGCCUUGUUUUUUUUGUAAAUAUGUUCUUUUAAUAAACUAGAUCAACACAUCA